CGUCUUUCAUGUAUGACUAUCAUCCUAACCCAAGUCUUAUGUUGGAUGUUGGCCACUCAAACAUCUUCAGAAAGUGGGGUGCAUGUUGGUCCCUUGGUUGAUGCAAGCUUCUGAAAAGAAGUCUGCAUGGUGGUCUCAUGGCUAGCCAAGAUUUCUCAAGGACGUCAUUUCACAGAUGACAAAAGAUUCUCGAAGAAGUUAGCAACACAUGGUGGAGAUUUGAACUUCAAUGGCUAUCCAGUCACGAUAAAGGACUCUAUGAUGGGAAAUGAUGAAAUCGAAGUGACCGCAACAAGAUACAAGGUCUUUCCUUGUGAUGAAAUGACUUCAGCGGUCAGGACUGAUGUUGAGGCGAUGAAUCAGUCCCUUUCUCUCAGUGUUAGACCAACUUCUUCUUCCCUGGCCAACGUAGCAGAACGUCUCGAUGCUUGGAGACUUGAAAUGAGCUCUCAAGUUUUUGACCUCCGUCGAUUAGAUAAAGAGUUUAAGGAACAAGCUUCGUGAUUAUUUUUGGAGGGAAUAUGCCAUAUUCGACACAUCGAGCUGGAGGAUAGUGUGGAAUAGAUGCACCAACUACUUGAUGAUUCAUAAGGCGCAAUUGAUCGCCAAGAUGGCAACACUUCCCCCACUCGU
Populus euphratica (Euphrates poplar) is the source of this 633-nucleotide messenger RNA. RefSeq lists its product as uncharacterized. The transcript is spliced from 3 exons. Lineage: Eukaryota; Viridiplantae; Streptophyta; Magnoliopsida; Malpighiales; Salicaceae. Bases 127 to 504 code for a protein of 125 amino acids. The record is from RefSeq and is a predicted model, not a curated record.